Enterospora canceri is the source of this 816-nucleotide messenger RNA. The record is from the annotation of a GenBank genome assembly. Lineage: Eukaryota; Fungi; Microsporidia; Enterocytozoonidae.
AUGAUUGUAGUCGAAUCAUUCAUAUUAGAUCAUAUAAUUAUGUUAUUAUCAUUUUACUUUACCUAUUUUGAAUUUUUUUGCAAUUUUUACCCUAUGUCAAAAGUUAUCCGUAAGUUUAGGCAACAGAAGAAGAAGAAAAGAUCGAAUAGAGUUAAAAUAAAGCCAAGGUAUCCAGCAGUAGGAGUAGACAGGGAGAUGAAAUUGAUUAAUCUGAAACACCAGAAGGGAAAGGGAGCGCCUCUUGCUAUUGUAAUGAUAGAGGGUAAAAAGCACUACAUCUGUGCAACAGAGGGAGUAGCUGUUGGAGGAGUGUACAUUCUCGGAACUGAGGGAACAAUAAAGAACGGAAACGUUUUGCAGCUUAAACACAUUCCAGAAGGUUCAGCAGUGCAUUCGGUAGAACACGAGUUGAAUGACGGUGGCCACUAUGCAAUGGAAGCAGGCGCAUAUUGUUCAGUGGAAAACCACAGAAAGGAGAAUGACCAGACAGUGUUGAAGCUACCUUCUGGUGACAAAAAAGUCUUUUCAUCGAAUUUGAGGGCAAUAGUAGGAAUUGUAGCUGGUGCAGGAAUUAAGGAGAAACCGCUAUUGAAAGCAUCUAUCCAAAGGAAACUGAAGAAGUCAAGAAACCAGAAGUUCCCAAAGGUGAGAGGUGUUGCAAUGAACCCAGUGGAUCACGGACACGGUGGUGGAAACCACCAGCACAUUGGAUUCCCAUCUACAGUCUCAAAGAGGGCACCUUUUGCACAACAGGUUGGUUUGAUUGGAGCUCGUUCUACUGGACGAAGAACUGGUGCUAAGGGAAAGGCUAGGUAA